Molecule: messenger RNA, 689 nt
Organism: Phyllostomus discolor (pale spear-nosed bat)
Lineage: Eukaryota; Metazoa; Chordata; Mammalia; Chiroptera; Phyllostomidae
Product: DNA-directed RNA polymerases I and III subunit RPAC2
Exons: 2
Coding region: 89-490 (133 amino acids)
Biological process (GO): DNA-templated transcription
Cellular component (GO): RNA polymerase I complex; RNA polymerase III complex
Molecular function (GO): DNA binding; protein dimerization activity; DNA-directed RNA polymerase activity
Source: RefSeq, a predicted model, not a curated record
CUUCCUCUUUGGCUCGCAUGGUUCGCGUGAUGGGGCUGAGCCUUCCGUCCGUCAGCACCACCUGAGGAUUCCGGAAACCGCCCCCGCGAUGGAAGAGGACCAGGAGUUGGAGAGAAAAAUGUCUGGAUUGAAGACUUCAAUGGCUGAAGGCGAGAGGAAGACAGCCCUGGAAAUGGUCCAGGCAGCUGGAACAGAUAGACACUGUGUGACAUUUGUUUUGCACGAGGAGGACCAUACUCUAGGAAAUUCUCUUCGGUACAUGAUCAUGAAGAACCCGGAAGUGGAAUUUUGUGGUUACACUACAACCCAUCCUUCAGAGAGUAAAAUUAAUUUACGCAUUCAGACUCGAGGAGCUCUUCCAGCUGUUGAGCCAUUUCAGAGAGGCCUGAAUGAGCUCAUGAAUGUCUGCCAACAUGUGCUUGACAAGUUUGAGGCCAGCAUAAAGGAAUAUAAGGACCAGAAAGCAAGCAGAAGUGAAUCCACAUUCUAGUCCCUUGUGCAUCAUACAGGGAGGAACAUCCUCUAACAUAUUUUCUUCGUGAUCUUGCAAAACCCAGAAGGAAGUAGAAGUUUGAUUGCAACAUGAUCUGUCCCUCAGAAAGGUGUGAUACUAUCUUAUCACCAUCACAGUUGUUAGAUUCCCUGCCAUAACCUUUGUAUCCUUCUAAUAAAUUCCCUCUUUAAACUAA